UUCACUUAUUCUCUUCGCUUCUGGGCUUAUUUUCACUCCUUUUGAAAGUUACACAAACUCAAACAGAAAAACAGGGAUCAAAGUAUACAAAAAGGGAUAUAAUAAUUACUUUGCUGAACUAAUAUGCCAAGAAAAGGAAUGAGAAGCAUCUUCUUCAAACAAUCACCUCCUCCACCCACAUCAUCACUCCCACCUUUAAUUGACGAAAACAUCAAAACCGCAGAGUCUCUCAUAACCAAAUGGGAUUAUUCCACACCCAACCAAUCCAUAAUCACUCCUCUUUUUAGCGGCACACGCGACGAAGCCAAACAGUACCUUAACGCCGUCAAGGGACUACAAUCCGCUAUGCAGAACCUGGCCGCACACGAUCCCACCUCCAACACCCUUGUUAGAGCACAUUUGUUGAUGCAAGUCGCAAUGAAGACGCUCGAGAAAGAGUUCUACCAGAUAUUAUCCGCAAACAGAGAUCACUUGGAUCCCGAAACCGUCUCCAACCGUUCCUCCACCGAUCGCGGAAGCAGCGUUUCUGAUUUCGACGACGAAUUCUCCGAGGACGAGUUUCGCGUUUCCGAAACGGAGAGGGUUUCCAUGCUCGCCAUGGCGGAUUUGAAGGCAAUUGCGGAAUCCAUGAUUUUUUCCGGCUACGGAAAAGAGUGCGUCAAGGUUUACAUCACCAUGAGAAAAUCGAUCGUGGACGAGGCACUGUAUCAUCUUGGAGUAGAACGGUUGAGCUUCUCUCAGGUCCAGAAGAUGGACUCGAAAGUGCUCGAGUUGAAAAUUAAGAGCUGGUUGAACGCCGUCAAAGUCGCCGUCGGGACUCUGUUUAACGGCGAGAGAAUCCUCUGCGAUCACGUCUUCGCUGCGGCUUCGGAGAAGAGAAUCGCGGAGUCUUGCUUCGCCGAGAUUACAAAAGAUGGCGCCGCGUCGCUGUUUGGAUUCCCGGAAAUGGUGGCAAAGUGCAAGAAAACGCCAGAGAAAAUGUUCAGGACUCUGGAUUUGUACGAAGCAAUUUCCGACAACUGGCUACAAAUUGAAUCAAUCUUCUCGUUCGAAUCAACCUCAAAUGUUCGCUCACAAGCAGUUACGUCUCAGGUGAAGCUCGGCGAGGCCGUUCGGAUGAUGUUAUCUGACUUCGAAUCGGCGAUUCAGAAGGACACCUCCAAGACGGCGUUGCCAGGCGGUGGGGUCCACCCUCUCACGCGCUACGUGAUGAACUACAUCACUUUCCUCGCCGAUUACAGCGGCAUACUCGCUGACAUCGUCGCUGAUUGUCCGCAAUCUCCGUUGCCGGAGUCUUACUAUCGCAGCCCGACGCACGAGGAAAAUCCGUCUUCGUCCGAUAUAUCGGAGAAGAUCGCGUGGCUUAUACUCGUCGUGCUCUGCAAGCUUGAUGGAAAAGCAGAACUCUACAAGGACAUAGCGCUUUCCUACUUGUUCCUUGCCAAUAACAUGCAAUACGUCGUCGUUAAGGUCCGCAAAUCCAACCUAGGGUUCGUUCUCGGAGAGGAUUGGUUGGCGACGCACGAAUUGAAGGUUAGAGAGUACGUUUCCAAGUAUGAGCGCCUAGGGUGGAGCUCCGUGUUGUCGUCGCUGCCGGAAAAUCCCAAGGCGGAGUUGCCGGCGGAACAAGCCAGGGCUUGCUUCGUUAGCUUCAACGCAGCGUUUCAUGAAGUUUGCAGGAAACAGUCCUCGUGGACCGUAUCCGACUCGAAACUGCGAGACCAAAUCAAAGUCUCGAUAGCUUCGAAACUGGUUCCCAAGUACAGUGAAUUCUACGAGAAGAAUCGGGUCGGGUCGGAUCAAGUUGUAAGAGUUUUACCCGAUGAAAUAGGGAAUAAUUUGUCUGACAUUUUGUAUGGGAUUGGAGAUUCGGGUAGCGUCUCGUCACAUUCUUCGUCGACGACGUCGUCUCCGCGUCGCUCCAAUCGCCGGUGAUGUUGGAGGUC
Gastrolobium bilobum is the source of this 1946-nucleotide messenger RNA. Its product is annotated as exocyst complex component EXO70H1-like. The record is from RefSeq and is a predicted model, not a curated record. The transcript has a single exon. Bases 124 to 1935 code for a protein of 603 amino acids. NCBI's taxonomy places the organism in Eukaryota, Viridiplantae, Streptophyta, Magnoliopsida, Fabales, Fabaceae. Gene Ontology annotation, cellular component: exocyst. Gene Ontology annotation, biological process: exocytosis. Gene Ontology annotation, molecular function: phosphatidylinositol-4,5-bisphosphate binding.